CAACAACAACAAUAGUUACAACGAAAAUUGCUGGAAGGCGCCGCAAAAUAUCAAAAUGUCAAUUCAGAAGCUCAACGACGCCUCCAACUCCGGGUACGUGAGCUCCGAGGAGACGGACUCGCUGCUGGUGAGCAAUCCCAAUCCCGGCAAGGGCGGACCCCGGACUGCACUGCUCCGGCAGGUGAAGAGCAGCUCGGCGAAUGGACCCACCGCCUCCUCCUCGAUGGGCUCCGUGUCCGUAUCGGUGUCCUGCUCCGGCUCGGCCUCCGGCUCCGGAUCGGGGGGCGUGGCCAGCAAGCCGACACUGAUGCGACAGGACCGCACUUCCACUUACCUGACCAGCCCGCAGCAGUCGCAAUCGCACCAGACGCCCGGCGGCAGGAUGGGGUCCGAGGAGAGCAUGCGGCAUCCGCAGGACGAGGACGUGGAGCAGGGACUGAUACGGAACAGCAUAGUGCCUGACAUCGAAGUACACCAAGAAGAGGACCAAGAGCACAGCCACGGUCAGGGCGGGGGUCACGGCCAGCACCAGCACCAGACCCAGUCCCAGACCCAGGCCCAGGCUCAAACCCAAAAUCAGACUCAGACGCAUAGUCAGACCAACAAUACGAAUACGAAUACAAAUCCGGAUACAAUGAAUCCAUCGACCAAGCAACCGACCAUAUCAAUUAUGAAUUUAAGUUUGAAGCCCGGAGACAUGGCCGGUGGCCACGGCUCCUCGCACAGUCAUCCGAAUCUGGGGACGUCCUCGUACCAGAAUCUGGCCUCCAGCAUACCACCCAGCGCGCCGAGUCGGUGCCGGGCGUGCCGGAACUGCAGCCGCCGGGCUUCCACAACGCCCCUCUCCACGACGAUCGGUAUCGAUCGGUCGGCGUCGCGGGACAGCGUGAAAAGUGCCUUCCAGCAGGGCAACCUCUCCAACUCCAUGGCCAUUUGUAUCUCCAACACGGCGCUGCAGCAGCAGCAACAGCAACAGCAGCAGCACCAGUAUCAGCUGCAGCCGCACCAGUACCAGCAGCAGCAACACCAGCAGCACUACCUGCAACAGCAGCACUUGCAACAGCAACAGGUGCCGCCCGUUCUGAUCACCUCAUCGCCGACGAACGGCUCUCGGAUAAUACGGCAGAGCUCCCAGCCGGAAUCGAGCAGCACGGCCAUCUGUUGCGGUCCCCACUCCGCCUACGGCUCCUCCCACUCGCACACCGUUCCGAACGUCUCGCUGAAGCAGCUCCGGGAGAGCACUACGGACGGAAUAGCCGGGAUUGCGGCCGACUCCCUGAGGAUCAAUGGCGGAAUGCGACCCUUCAAACAGGGCGUUCUUCUAAUGCCUCGCACCUUGUCCGAAAGCCGAAAGUUGCGCCUUCGAAGGGCUUUUACCGAGGCCACUAACGAAACGCUCCAAUGCUCCAAAAUGCUCCGCAAACCGGCGUCGACACUCUCAAUUCCUGGCUCGAUGAAAACACCUUCCAUUGCGAACCGGGAACAGAUCUCAUCUGGAUGCAACGAAGAAGCGGCCGAGGCACUAGUGGGUAUCCACUCAGACUACCCUAGGUAUGAAAUGUAUAUGGAAGAACGUGCCCUUACUGGCGGCAAUACGUCCAGGAAGCCCUCAACAAACUCGGCCAAACACAAACCCAAUGUGGGCUAUCGCCUGGGAAAGAGGAAAGCCCUGUUCGAGAAGCGCAAACGCAUCAGCGACUACGCCCUGGUCAUGGGAAUGUUUGGGAUCAUCGUGAUGGUAAUCGAGAACGAGCUGAGCAGUGCCGGUGUCUACACAAAGGCAUCGUUCUACUCGACAGCGUUAAAAACCUUAAUAUCUGUUUCGACUGUGAUUCUUUUAGGACUUAUAGUAGCUUACCAUGCUUUGGAAGUGCAGGUGAGAUUAUUCAUGAUAGAUAACUGCGCCGACGAUUGGAGGAUCGCAAUGACAUGGCAACGAAUUAGUCAAAUAGGGUUAGAACUUUUUAUAUGCGCUAUACAUCCAAUUCCUGGCGAAUACUAUUUCCAGUGGACGACGAAAUUGGCCAAUAAGAAUAAAACAAUUGGCACCGAAUUGGUGCCAUAUGACGUAGCUUUAUCAUUACCUAUGUUCCUUCGAUUAUAUUUAAUCUGCCGCGUAAUGCUGCUGCAUUCAAAACUAUUCACAGACGCAUCAUCACGGAGCAUUGGCGCUCUCAAUAGGAUUAAUUUUAACACAAGAUUCGUUUUAAAAACUCUAAUGACAAUAUGCCCGGGAACGGUUCUAUUGGUCUUCAUGGUCUCACUCUGGAUCAUCGCCUCCUGGACGUUGCGUCAGUGCGAAAGGUUCCACGAUGAAGAGCACGCGAAUUUGCUUAACUCCAUGUGGCUAACGGCCAUCACUUUUUUGUGUGUCGGCUAUGGCGACAUUGUGCCAAACACAUACUGUGGACGUGGCAUCACUCUCACCUGCGGCAUGGUGGGCGCUGGAUGCACGGCUCUGCUGGUGGCCGUGGUUUCCCGGAAACUGGAGCUGACCCGUGCCGAGAAGCAUGUGCACAACUUCAUGAUGGACACGCAGUUGACCAAAAGGCUGAAAAAUGCUGCGGCGAAUGUCCUUCGUGAAACUUGGCUCAUUUACAAACAUACAAGACUAGUAAAACGGGUUAAUCCCGGCCGUGUAAGAACCCACCAAAGAAAGUUCCUUCUAGCUAUAUAUGCGUUGCGAAAAGUCAAAAUGGAUCAGCGCAAACUAAUGGAUAAUGCAAACACAAUAACUGACAUGGCCAAGACACAAAACACGGUCUACGAGAUAAUAUCGGACAUGUCUAGCCGUCAGGAUGCCAUCGAGGAGCGCCUAACCAAUCUGGAGGAUAAAAUGCAGAGCAUACAGGAGCACAUGGAGAGCCUGCCGGACCUAUUGUCCCGUUGCUUGACCCAACAUCAGGAGCGAAUCGAACAGAGGCGCAACUUCUUGCAUCCGGACACAGCUGCAGCCCCCAUUCAGCAGCCAACCCCUCCCUCGAUGUUCAAUGCGGCGCCCAUGCUUUUCCCUCACUCCAGAAGUGUUCCCUCAUCCAAUAACGCCGCCGCUACUUACCAUUGGCCAACAAGCCCUAUUUUGCCACCUAUAUCUAGUAGAACACCACAUUUAGUGCCUGAUACUCACAUGCCAUCAAAUGGAUCUGCAGUUAAUAGCUACGCAUCUUCCAACAAAUACGGCAGCUGA
Molecule: messenger RNA, 3187 nt
Organism: Drosophila bipectinata
Lineage: Eukaryota; Metazoa; Arthropoda; Insecta; Diptera; Drosophilidae
Source: RefSeq, a predicted model, not a curated record